ACUCUUCCUUAUCAUCUACCUGUGUUUCAGGGAGAACACAAAGAAAAGGUCUCUCUUUCUCUACGACGAUGGAGUCUAUCGUUAACCUGCACUACCGAAACCUGCCUUUCCACCUCUCUUUCAAUCGCCACCGUCCGUAUUUCCCCAAACCCAUCUCCUCCCUUUCCUUCAGGGCGUCGCCGUUCAAAGUAUCCUCCAUCAGGGCUUCAUCUCCGUCCUAUGAGCCCCCGAAGCCUUUGCUUCUCCAAUCGCUUAAGCCUCUCCUCAAAUCCACUUGCAUUUCCAUCACCGCCGCUGCCGCACUCUUCUUCGCGCGCUUCCACCAGAUGCCCGCGCUCGCCUCGAUAUCGGCAAUUCCCGCCAUGGAGACCUCGACGGACAAGGGUGCCUCAUUACACGAUCAGGAAAAAACCCUCCAACAAAAAUUAUCGAAGAACCCGAAUGACAUCGAAACUCUCCGCUCCCUCAUGGAGGUCCGUAUCAAAUUGAAGAAACUCCAACAAUCCAUCGAAGUCAUCAACCGUUUGAUCCAGCUCGAACCCCAAGACCCCGAAUGGCCAAUGUUAAAGGCCCAAAUUCACAGCUACGCCGGUGAUUUCGAUCUAGCCAAGAAGGAGUUCGAAGAAAUAUUAGCCAAAGACCCAGAUCGCGUCGAGGCAUUUCACGGCCUUGUAAUGGCUUAUUCCGAUUCGGGUCAAAAAUUGAAAGAACUUGAAAAAAGAAUCGAAGGGGCGAUGGAUAAAUGCAAGAAAGAAAAGAGAAACAAAGAUUUCAGAGAUUUUAAGCUAUUAAUUGCACAAAUCCGGGUCAUUGAAGGCAGACAUUCUGAAGCUUUGAAGGUUUAUGAAGCUUUGGUUAGGGAAGAGCCAAAGGAUUUUAGGCCAUACUUAUGCAUGGGGAUUAUCUACACUUUACUGAAGAACAAAAACGAAGCUGAGAAACAGUUCGAGAAAUUCAAGGAACUUGUUCCUAAAAAUCACCCUUACAGGGAGUACUUCGUUGACAACAUGCUGGCCACCAGGCUUUUCGCCGAGAAGCGUUGAGAGAUGAAGGAUGAUAUUCUUUCAAAGAGGUCCCUUUUUUUUUCAAUUAUUUCCUAUUAUUUUCCUUUUAAUUCUCUUUCAGCUCCAUUGCAACAGUUGAGCUUUUGGCCUUCUGUUUAAUUCAAUGUUGCAUUACAUAUGUGUUUGGGUUUAGUAUAAAGAUAAGCAUCGCUUAGUUGAGCUAAGCUUUAUAUAAUA
Molecule: messenger RNA, 1241 nt
Organism: Hibiscus syriacus
Lineage: Eukaryota; Viridiplantae; Streptophyta; Magnoliopsida; Malvales; Malvaceae
Product: protein SLOW GREEN 1, chloroplastic-like
Exons: 1
Coding region: 69-1043 (324 amino acids)
Molecular function (GO): protein binding
Source: RefSeq, a predicted model, not a curated record